Messenger RNA from Aspergillus novofumigatus IBT 16806, 330 nucleotides. RefSeq lists its product as uncharacterized. Gene Ontology annotation, biological process: transmembrane transport. The transcript is spliced from 2 exons. Gene Ontology annotation, molecular function: transmembrane transporter activity. The record is from RefSeq and is a predicted model, not a curated record. NCBI's taxonomy places the organism in Eukaryota, Fungi, Ascomycota, Eurotiomycetes, Eurotiales, Aspergillaceae. The coding region runs from base 1 to 330 and encodes 109 amino acids. Gene Ontology annotation, cellular component: membrane.
AUGCCGAAUUCAAGUCAUCGCGAUGGGCUCAUCGCCCUUGAUCUUCUAUGCCGUUGCUACGGUGCCCAUCUCCGUUGGCUUAUUCAGGAUAUGCCUUACGACUACGCGACGCGUCUGCUUGGUGCUGGGGCCAAGUUCAGGCAGCAGUGGGGAGGUAUUAAUUUCAUUGUAUAUUACCCUCCCGUGAUAUUCAGCUCUCAGUAUGUCUCACGACGGACUACCCUCGUUUUGUCCGUGCGGCACGCCAAGAACCUCAAGGCAUCAACAUGUGUUGGAGCCGCCUUCAUGGAAUCUGUCGGCCGCAAGCGUCUCAGCUUUGGGGUGCCUUAG